Vicugna pacos (alpaca) is the source of this 2261-nucleotide messenger RNA. The record is from RefSeq and is a predicted model, not a curated record. NCBI's taxonomy places the organism in Eukaryota, Metazoa, Chordata, Mammalia, Artiodactyla, Camelidae.
CCGCUCUGUCUUGCCGAGGGGGUGGUGCUCGUGAGCGCGCGAGGAUCGGGGCCGGGGCGCGGGGUGUGGGGCGUAACCCACGAGCCGGUGUGUGGCCCGCUGGCAGUGCCCCGACUGCUCCAGCGUUGAGCACGUCCAAGGUCCUUUAGGAAGAGGAGUAAGUUGAGCUGAAGAGCUGAUUGACUGGGCGAGGCAAGGGCCCAAUUGAGGGAAGCACCGGAGAAGGAUGGAAUAAAGCGGGCCUGCGGGGCUUUUUUGAGGAACGAAGAUGGACACAGAAAUGGACAUCCCAGAACCUCUUCAAGGAAGGACUUGUUGGCCCAGCUUUUGAGAGUGUGGUGGUCCUUUCAGAUGUCAUCUCCUUCAGCGACGGCCUCAGCUUCAGAGAGUGGCCUCGCCUUCCCUCUGAGGAGCAGCAACAUCCUGAGACUAAUGGUCAUGAGGAUGGAAGGACCUUGCUGUUUCUGGAACAACUCCCAUGAGCCAUCAUUUCAGCUUCAGAGCUCCCUGAGGGCUUGACAGAGGCUGUCCAGCCUGCAUCGAAGCUCAACUGCUCCCUCUGCAGGCUCUUCCUUCCGUCCACAGGUGUCAGUCUACAGUACACUCCCUGAUAACAUUCUGAACUUGAAACUCCUCUGCAGAGUCUGCUUCCUGGAGUACCCAGCUACGACCCUGAGUGUAUUUCGGACCCAAGGACCGAGGAACUGACAGCUGUCAGGCCGUGUAACUCCCAGUGUAAAAAUCCACAGAUAAUCCUUAUCAUUAGUCUUUCUUUUCCAUCAAAGAGAGAAGCAACACUUCACAGAGAUGGUCUAACCACAAUUUAAAGUCCUUCCCAUCCUCUGUUGACACUUUUGAGCCUCUGGAUUAAGAUCUCUAGGGACAGCAGAUUACAGUGCAAAGAACAAAGAUUUUGGAAACAAAUGAGGAUUUAUAUUCUGGCUCUGAAAUUUACUGUCUAUGAUCAAAUCACAUAAUGUGAGUCUUUGUUUCUUCAUCCACUACGUGGGGGAGCAAUUAACCUCUAAGGAGUUUUUGUGGAAAUUAAGGCAAUGCACUGCGGCUCUACAAAUUCUCUGGCUGCUGUUGGCCUCCUAAGUCCUCCCGCUCCCUCCAUUCUGGCAAACUGAACUUCUGGUAGGGACGACUCUGGCACCAUUCACAUAUGGGUUUAUGGAACAAAGAAUCAAAAAUAACUUCAGCAAUGAGAGAAGAGCUGGAGAACGCCACCCAAAAUGAAGAGAGAAAGGGAAGCCCUGUCCAGAGCCUUCGGUGCCCUGCGCCUCGCUCCUUUUGUCUACUUGCUUCUGAUCCAGACAGAGCCCCUGGAGGGGGUGAACAUCACCAGCCCGGUGCGCUUGAUCCACGGCACAGUGGGGAAGGCGGCCCUGCUCUCCGUGCAGUACAGCAGCACCAGCAGUGACAAGCCCGUGGUAAAGUGGCAGCUGAAGCGGGACAAGCCGGUGACUGUGGUUCAGUCCAUCGGCACAGAGGUCAUUGGCACCCUGCGGCCUGACUAUCGAGACCGCAUCCGCCUCUUCGAAAACGGCUCCCUGCUUCUCAGCGACCUGCAGCUGGCCGACGAGGGCACCUAUGAGGUCGAGAUCUCCAUCACCGAUGACACCUUCACUGGGGAGAAGACCAUCAACCUCACUGUGGAUGUGCCCAUUUCGAGGCCACAGGUGUCAGUGGCUUCGACCACAGUGCUGGAGCUCAGCGAGGGCUUCACCCUGAACUGCUCACAUGAGAAUGGCACCAAGGCCAGCUACACCUGGCUGAAGGAUGGUAAGCCUCUCCUCAAUGACUCACGAAUGCUCCUGUCCCCGGACCAAAAAGUACUCACCAUCACCCGCGUGCUCAUGGAGGACGAUGACCUGUACAGCUGUGUGGUGGAGAACCCCAUCAGCCAGGGCCGCAGCCCACCCGUCAAGAUCACUGUAUACAGAAGAAGCUCCCUCUACAUCAUCCUGUCCACAGGAGGCAUCUUCCUCCUUGUGACCUUGGUGACAGUCUGUGCCUGCUGGAAACCCUCCAAAAAGUCUGGGAAGAAGAGGAAGCUGGAGAAGCAAAACUCGCUGGAAUACAUAGAUCAGAAUGAUGACCGCCUGAAACCAGAAGCAGACACCCUCCCACGAAGUGGAGAGCAUGAGCGGAAGAACCCCAUGGCACUCUACAUCCUGAAGGACAAGGACUCCCCGGAGCCCGAGGAGAACCCCGCCCCGGAGCCUCGGAGCGCGACAGAGCCCGGCCCGACCAUAUAG